UUCUACUCCACCUACGUCACACAGAAGGAGUCACGUGCAGGAAAUGAACAAAACACUACCGCAGUCAACUAAAUAUUGCUAGAAUUGCCAUGAAGGGACUUUACUGCAAACCAGGAGACCAGGGUGAUGUGAAGUUUAUCCUGGAGGACACAAAUAUACCCACUAACAUUGGCAGCCAUGAGGUCAAAGUUCAAGUGAAAAGCUGUGCACUGAGUCCGGUUGAUUUUAAGCUUUAUGAGGACCUCAAGCUUGAGAAAGAACAUGUCCCAGUUGGAAGGGAGAUCGCUGGGGUUGUUCUUCAAGUUGGACCCAAAGUGACCUUUUUCCAGCCAGACGAUGAGGUUGUUGGGAUUCUCCCUCUGGAUGCUGAGCAGUCUGGCCUUUGUUCCGUCGUGGUUACUGAUGAAUAUAAUUUAGUUCAGAAGCCUGAGAAAGUGAGCUGGUUUGAAGCAGCAGCAGUAAUUAAAGACGGUCUCAGGGCUUACACAGCUCUCCACACUCUGGCUCGGAUGGCUGCGGGUCAGACCGUACUGGUGCUGGAUGGGGCAGGUCCCUUUGGACUUCUGGCCAUUCAGCUCGCCCACUAUCACGGUGUAAAAGUCCUAGCUACAGCUUUGUCUCCGGAGGACCAGAAGUUUUUGGAAGAGCUCCGGCCGAGCGUGGGUGUGCAGGAAUCACUGUUGGCUCGAGUGAUCAGAGUGUGGGAUGCAAAGGAGGAUUUGGUGGACUCAUGCCUUGAGGAAACUGGAGGUCUUGGAGUGGACAUCAUCAUUGAUUCAGGAGUGAGACUCUAUGAGGAGGAGCCAGAAGCACAGAGGCAUUGCCCGCAUAAACAUGACCUACUUACCCUGCUUUCAGUUGGAGGUCAUUGGGUUACCACAGAACAACACUUACAGCUGGACCCUCCUGAUAGCCACAUUCUCUUCCUGAAAGCGGCAUCUCUUUCAUUCCUUAAUGACGAGGUGUGGACAACAUCCCGUGCCAAGCAGGGCCGAUAUCUUCAUAUCCUAAAAGAUGUGAUGGAUAAACUCUGCACAGGGACUUUCAGGCCGCAAUUGGAGGACCCUGUGCCUUUAUAUGAAGCUACGGUCUCCAUGGAGAUGGUACAGAGAAAGCAAGCAAGGAAAAGAAUAGCUGUCAAGCUUUGAAGAGGGAUCAAAAUGUUUUCCAUAAUUUUGUAAAUUGUUCUAAAUCACGUUUCUGUCAGCUGCAUUUGGAUUGUUGGUAUUUAAAAACAUUAAAAUUCUUUAAAAGGAAAUCAAGCUCUCUCCAACAAAACGUAUCCUAAUGCAAAAAGUAUUUACAUUAUAGUGUAUAUAACGUUGGCCUAGUUAUGACAAACUGUAGAUGUGUUUUUCCUCGUGAUGCAUUCCCAAUGGAUUAUUAACAGCACCAUCUGAUCCCAUUUCUUUUGCCUAUUAAUAUGGGCAGCUCUGUAUGGUAAAGGACUAGAUAAUGCUGACCUAGAAUUCGCCAUCAUUGUUCGGAGGUAUGCAUUUGAUUAUCAGUGGUCUCCUACCAGUAACACAGCAUGUAGCUCAUUUGCUUUCAAUAGAAGAUUUGUGUUUGUUAAAAUCUCAUUGUCCUAAAUGUCCCCCCAUCUUCCUGUCCACCAAACUGUCACAGCUAUCUAGGAGAAAAACACACAUUACUUCACUGUACUUCACGCAUUACAUAGUCACGUUGGAAAGGUCACACGUGACAUAGGCAGAAGUACCAACCCAGUGUUUACAAAGCAACUGUGCAAAGAAAGUCAAACGCCCUUUACAAAAAAAAUAAAUAAAUAAAAAGAAGGUGGAAAAAAAGCUGGAAUGUUUUCCUCAAAAACCUUAAUUUCUUUCAACUCCUCCUGGACCCACAAAGUCUUUGGUUUUUCUGCAUUUUUAUGUAUUUGAACCCUUUCCAACAAUGACUGUAAGAUAUUGAGAUGCAUCUUUUCACAC
Labeo rohita (rohu) is the source of this 1943-nucleotide messenger RNA. RefSeq names its product crystallin, zeta (quinone reductase)-like 1 (gene cryzl1). The record is from RefSeq and is a predicted model, not a curated record. Lineage: Eukaryota; Metazoa; Chordata; Actinopteri; Cypriniformes; Cyprinidae. The transcript is spliced from 14 exons. Bases 90 to 1148 code for a protein of 352 amino acids. Gene Ontology annotation, molecular function: oxidoreductase activity.